Molecule: messenger RNA, 2689 nt
Organism: Nylanderia fulva
Lineage: Eukaryota; Metazoa; Arthropoda; Insecta; Hymenoptera; Formicidae
Source: RefSeq, a predicted model, not a curated record
UGACAGGUGGCGCGCAGAAGUGACAGAUGCGCCGAGCUGCUGCGAACAUUUUUGUGCGCGUUUCCCGUAUCUGACAUAACCGUCCCGUGUGAUGUUCUGAAUCCUUCCAGCUUCUUCAUCCUGGUCCAGCACGACUUCCGCAGCAUUCGGACUAGCCAUGGCAACCAGUGCGCUUGAAGAAAAAAUCAACAAGAUAAGACAACAAAACGAGGAGAUUAGAAGGAGACAUGAGGAAGUGGAAGAGGAUAAAAAGAACGCAGCCAAACUGAAUGCACUGGUGCAAAUGGUACCAUCUACGGACUGGCCCGAGAGGAAGGAGCCGCCAGAAUUUUCUAAUCCACCUAGAACAAAUGUUAAGUCAAAAGCUACUAAAGAGCAUCACGAGCAUCCUCAGCAGCAUCACUCUGCGAGUGGCGAAGGGAGGAAAGGUCAUACUUUUGCUCAGGGACAAGGGCCUCCACCUGAUCCUAAAUACAAUUUCCUUGCCGAUGCCGAAAGAGAAGAAGGCAAUGUAGAAAGUUUAAAGGACAAUCCUCCAAACAAAGGGCAGAAACAUUCAAGAGGCAUAUUUAGAAGGAAACCUGGAGGAAAGGAUAGUCUGCAAAAACAGGAUUAUAGAAUGAACAGAGGUCAUCGCAAAGAUGAGCAUCAGCCAGAUUAUGAAGCUUGGAGAGCAGAAAGAAAUCGCAUCGAUGAAGAUCGCAUUAGCAGACAAAGGACAGCUGAGGGUAAUUGGCGUAGAGAAUGGGAUAACGAUAAGGCACACAUUGUGAAUGAGAUGAGAUCAGAGGCCAAAUUAGGAGAAUAUGUAAAGAAGGAUCAUAAAGACUUUGAUAGAAGACAUCAUACGAACGGAAAUGAUUAUGCAAGCCAUAAUCGUAGUGGUUAUCGUUCCUAUCGAGGAAAUUCGAAACAUUUUCAUAACAAUUAUGAAAAUCGUUCCAAUAACGCGUAUCAUCAGGAAGGACACGUUAAAAAUCCUUUAUCGUCUAGUUCCGAGGAAAGAACUGUUGUUGCUACCGACAAAAGCUUAAAAGUCACGUUGAAUCAAGGGAAGGGUCCAGUUAUGAGCGUCAAAGUAAACUCGCCAAGUAUUGCUGGAACAGGUCGAGUAGGACCGCGACAGAGAAGUCGCGUAACAUAUAGCAGUCACUCAGAUGUUGAAAUGGUUUCCCCUGAUACUGAACCCUUUUCACGUCCAAAGUCCUACGAAGAUAAGGCCAAAGGUAAUUAUCACGAUAAUCAGCAAAAGUUCUCUAAUUCGCGAAAGUCGCAGCCUCCGAAAAGGAAAGACUUCAGCAAUAAAUCUCCAUACUUUCGUAAGAAAGAGAUCAAGAAGGAAGAUGUUAACGAGAACCCACAAGAGCAAAAUGAAGUAGAGUCGCCACAAAAAGAACAUAAAGAAUCACAGAAAUCUGAUGAAGAAGUUAAGUUUCAAAAGUCUGAGGAGAAUAUCGUAAAGCCAUUACAAAGUGAUGAAAUUAUAGAUGAGAAAGAAAACGAUGUAAUUUCUUCCAAUGAACUUGAUACAAAUACAGAAGUAAAAGUUAAUCAGAAUGACAAUUUAAACUCAUAUGUAGAUGUGAAAAGCGAGGUUUAUGCCAACAAAGAAGGUGAAUUUACCUUACAAGAUUCAGACCUGCCUGCAUCCAAAGACGAAAAUGAAAUAUGUGAAAUAAGUGAAGAGGUGAAAGACAAAUUGGACGAGUCUCAAAUUGUUCAAUCAGUUACAAUUACAUCAGCAUCAUUAGUAAAAGAUGUAAGUGAUAAUGAUGAGACUAAAUCUAUGGAAAAUCUGCCAAGCAAUGCUAACGAUGAAAUUGAAACUGUAAAGAGAAAUGAAGAGCAUAAUUCAUCGGCAGAGCAAAUUGAAGAGAUCUUGAGUGAUAAUUGUGAUAGUAAGCAAACUGAAGAUUCAAAUGGGCAACAAGAAAACGAUUUUAAACUCAAUAUAGAAAGUUCCACAGAAGAGAAAAAGGAUACAGACAAUCUUGCAAUUUCAUCUUCAACCGAUGUAUCUUCUAUAGCGGAGCAAACUAAUCAAAUAGAUAGUGAAGAUACAAACUUAAAAGAAAAAGAAAUUACAACUGUAGAAGAUAAAGUUACUGUUAUAGAUGACAAGAUUAAUUCUAGCAAUAAAGAGGAUGUAAUAAAACAUAAUAAUGAAACUGAAGAAUGCAAAGAUGAGAAUAAUAAGAGUGAGAGCGAUUCUGCAAAUAUUGUAGUUGAUAAAGUAGAAUCUCGAGAGGAAGAUUUACGAGUGGAAGAAGUACAGGCAGCUUUAAGCAACGUGGUUGAAACUAAAGAAUAAUAUACGAAAAAAAAGAUGCAAAAAUAGUAUGUAUAAAAUGUUACAUUACAGAUAUAAGUUACCGGUGAAUGUGUGAUAGGAGACGAAGCUUUUAUAAAUAUUUGUUGAAUAUGCGUUAAACGCGCGUAUAUAUAUUUCUCAAAAGUCAAAAUGGCAAUACACACAAGUUGAGAAUAUGGAAUUGUUCAAACAAAUUCUUAUUUUUGAAAUGAGCAUUCGGAAGUGGAUGGCAAUUUUUUUUCCAGAUUUUAUACUCUGUUAUGUCAUCUGUUUAAUUUUAUUUUUUAUUUUUCUUUCGAAGUUGCUAUUAGAGUUUUAUUAAUAUGACAUUAUAUAUACAUAUAUAUAAUAUAUAUAUACAAAGUGUCCCAAAAGUCC